Molecule: messenger RNA, 6098 nt
Organism: Arvicanthis niloticus (Nile rat)
Lineage: Eukaryota; Metazoa; Chordata; Mammalia; Rodentia; Muridae
Gene: Chrm2
Product: cholinergic receptor muscarinic 2
Biological process (GO): chemical synaptic transmission; regulation of smooth muscle contraction; regulation of heart contraction
Cellular component (GO): synapse; dendrite; plasma membrane
Molecular function (GO): G protein-coupled serotonin receptor activity; G protein-coupled acetylcholine receptor activity
Source: RefSeq, a predicted model, not a curated record
GCAGAGAAGAUUUCAUUGGCGGAGCCCCAUCAACGGCAACUAAUCCUGUCAGAACGAAAGAAAAUUGUAAAUGCUCUCUCCAGAAACUGUCCGCCCAUUGCAGCUAAUCGAACACAAACGCACAAAUAGAGACACCAACCACUCUUGCUCUGCUGCUACACACAGCGGGUGAGGGCGAGGAGACCAGUUCCUGGGAGCAGGCACGCGGGGGCACAGACACACUCACUCGCACACACGCACACACGCACACGCCAGCCUGCGGGCUUGGCCAGAGCCCUGAAGUCACAGAUCUCACUUGGAAAUCGCCAGAGGCGCUGGGAGAAGUGGAGGAGCGCAGCUCCCAGACACUAAUUACUACUUCCCCGGCACUCGGGUGAAGAAAUGAAGCCCGCCCAGCUCUUUGCCGUAUCCAGGUCUCCUUUCUGUUUCGGUGUCCACAGUCAUCUCCCUGAAAGCCAGAUCCAGGGAGAAGGCAAGCGGGCAGCCAGCUGAGGACUUAAAGCCGUGCCGCUCGCUCCCAAGCCGGUCCAACCUUGAGCCCGCCAAAGGCUCUUCGCUCCAGCCAGACUUCAUCAGAUCGCAGCCCCGGGCGACUAAGUCAGCGACAGGUUUAAAUGUUUCUUUGGCCACUUGACUACUGAACACAAAAUGAAUAACUCAACUAACUCCUCGAACAAUGGCUUGGCUAUUACCAGUCCUUACAAGACAUUUGAAGUGGUAUUUAUUGUCCUUGUGGCUGGAUCCCUCAGUCUGGUGACUAUCAUUGGGAACAUUCUGGUCAUGGUUUCCAUUAAAGUCAACCGCCACCUUCAGACUGUCAACAAUUACUUCUUGUUCAGCCUGGCCUGUGCUGACCUCAUCAUAGGUGUUUUCUCCAUGAACUUGUACACCCUCUACACUGUGAUUGGCUACUGGCCUUUGGGACCUGUAGUAUGUGACCUUUGGCUAGCUUUGGACUAUGUUGUCAGCAAUGCCUCCGUUAUGAAUCUCCUCAUCAUCAGCUUUGAUAGAUACUUCUGUGUCACAAAACCUCUGACCUACCCAGUUAAGAGGACCACAAAAAUGGCAGGCAUGAUGAUUGCAGCUGCGUGGGUCCUUUCGUUCAUCCUCUGGGCCCCAGCCAUUCUCUUCUGGCAGUUUAUCGUCGGGGUGAGGACUGUGAAGGAUGGAGACUGCUACAUCCAGUUCUUUUCCAAUGCUGCUGUCACCUUUGGCACUGCCAUUGCAGCUUUCUAUCUGCCUGUCAUCAUCAUGACUGUGCUCUAUUGGCACAUAUCCCGGGCGAGCAAGAGUAGAAUAAAGAAGGAAAAGAAGGAACCCAUAGCCAACCAAGACCCGGUGUCUCCGAGUCUGGUGCAAGGAAGAAUUGUAAAGCCAAACAACAACAACAUGCCCGGUGGUGAUGGUGGCCUGGAGCACAACAAGAUCCAGAAUGGCAAGGCUCUGCGGGACGGCGUGACUGAAAAUUGUGUUCAGGGGGAGGAGAAAGAAAGCUCUAAUGAUUCCACGUCAGUUAGUGCUGUGGCCUCCAAUAUGAGAGAUGAUGAGAUAACCCAGGAUGAAAACACAGUUUCCACUUCCUUGGGCCACUCCAAAGAUGACAACUCUAAGCAAACAUGCAUCAAAAUUGUCACCAAGACCCAAAAGGGCGACGCAUGCACUCCAACGAGUACCACUGUAGAACUAGUUGGGUCAUCAGGUCAGAAUGGGGAUGAAAAGCAGAACAUCGUAGCCCGCAAAAUUGUAAAGAUGACCAAGCAGCCUGCCAAAAAGAAGCCUCCUCCAUCCCGGGAAAAGAAAGUGACCAAGACAAUCUUGGCUAUCCUGUUGGCUUUCAUCAUCACGUGGGCGCCAUACAAUGUCAUGGUGCUCAUCAAUACCUUCUGUACACCCUGCAUCCCCAAUACAGUGUGGACAAUCGGCUACUGGCUCUGUUACAUCAAUAGCACCAUCAAUCCUGCCUGCUAUGCACUUUGUAAUGCCACCUUCAAAAAGACUUUUAAACACCUCCUUAUGUGUCAUUACAAGAACAUAGGCGCUACAAGGUAAAAGACCUUUACAAAAGAAGAAAUGCAGUCGAGUGUGUCUUGGGGAUGGACAGGGACAAGACAGCUGUGUUCAUAGUGAUCUGCCCUUGCACUUUACAAUCUUACUACAACGUGCAAUUAAGGAGUUUUAGAGACACUCUCGUUGUGCCCAUGCUCCAGUUUGAAAAAUAAAUAAAUAGCCUUCACCUUAUAAACCCUGUCAGUUAAAGAGACACGCUGAAGUUGCAGACCUAAGAAACAAUCUCUACUGUCUCCUGCUUUCUUGAAGAAGGGCUUCAGAAUCUACAAUUUCAUGUCUCUGCACAAGAAGAAUAAACUUGUUAGUUUGUUGUUUCUUUCUGUUGUCUCUAUCCCCCCCCCCCACUCCCACCGUGAGGUGAUGAGAAAGAAAUGGCACAUCACAUGCUAACACAGAGACCUAACAUAAAGAAGCAGGCACUAUACAAUGAGAGAUAAGAAGAAAGAAGAUCAAACAGGAUGUGGAGAUGGUCUGCACAGCACUGAGCAUAUUCUCGGUGAUGCUGUCCUCUGACAUGAAGGAUUUUUAACAGAAUCACUGCUUAUUUCUUCUCUCUUCCCCUUUCCCAUCACAGAAAGCAAGAAAGCAAAACAACAAAAGCCCAACUAGGCCAUACUAUUUUUUUCUACUAUUUUUGUAGUUCCUGGUUUUAUAUUGUAUAUGGAUAGUAUCUGCAGGACUUCUAAAUCUGGCCAGAGUCACCCAUGAAAAUGGACACUGCUGCUCCCCACUGUGUCACUGCAUUCUUUGAUGGUGUACAAACCUGUAAGGAUUCCAUUCACUUGAGUUCCUUCCUGUGGAAAAUUUUUACCCAUCUGAUUUUCUUCUCAACUAGCCCAUUUUAACAAUGUAGUCUGCCUAAGACAGAAAUACGCUUGGGAAACCAAAGUCAUUUAAACUUACUUUUUAAUCACAUUAGAAAAUGGUCUGUCUAGUUGGAGAAAGUUCACUGAGGCCAGAUAAAGUCUGAGAUGAGAAGACAGAAGGUCGGAAGGGCAAUCUGUUUGAACAUGAACCUGCCUGACCCGUGUGCACAAUGUGAAUGUGUACAACACAAACUCUUGACUUUGUCAGCAGGAAGAUGAUGUUGGUGUGCUCAUUUGGAGUCUCAAUUAGUUUACUGUGUCAACCCCAAGAGGAAAAGACCUUAUAUUCAAUGUCUGUUAGCAUACAGUACUCAAACAAUACUCAAAUGAAGUUUUCUAUAAUCAUACUAAGACAUGGGGUGGGGAAAUGGGUCAUACAAAAUAUUUACUAAUACUACCUGUUCCGUGUUCUUCCAGUUGUCUUCAAGUCUCUGUAAGAUAAUAUUGCUUCAGAAUUGACUCAUUGGGAGAGUUAUAUUAAUCUUUGUGGCUUAAAUAUAGUGGAAAACCAAACAGAGCCAAGGUAUGCCCACAGACUCUGAUGGAAGAGUACAUGUGGUUCUCGCCAUGCUAUUUCCCACAGUCUAAUCAAUCCACAAAUAGCUGUCACAGAAAUGAGUAUUAAAGGGUAAUACUAAACACGUAACAUCUGUGUAGGAAAUCCAUACUUGACACUCUAAAAAAAAUGCAGAAUUAUACCAAAUCUACACUAACUAGUUGUUUUUGUCUUCAUAUAAUUUCUUCCAUUAAAUGUUAUGGUAUUCCAAUCAGAUUUUCUAAGUGUGGGCCUGAUGAAGAGAAAUUGAAGUUAUAAAUUCUUUCGUAAAGUUCAGAUUCUCACUGAUGUGUUUUGAUUCCUUCUCUGCCGUUCCACGAGUAUUAACAAGGCAGGUUCAUCAGUGUGAAGUCCUAAGAGUUACCAGAGUUAUUUUGUCUGACUUUGCAUAUCAGUAACAUCUCAGCAAGUGGGUGAUAAGGGAUAAGAGAGUAGCAACAGCAACAUUGUCAGCUAAUAAGAAACAAGUUGCUAACAGUAUAUGUAUUUACCCUUUAUGAACAGAACUUACUGUUUGAGUAAUUUCAGUUGGUUUUAACCUCAAAAUCCCCUAUAUGUAAAAUAUAGAAUUGGUUCAAACAGAUUGAUUUAGUCUAUAAUUAAUUGGUGUAGUUCCCUUAGUUCAGAAUUACUAAAAUGUAAAGUUUGAAUUUUAAGAUAACAUUUAUUUUUAUGUUGUUUCUUCAACUAAUUGAACAGAAAAUAGUUAUCUCCAGUGGAUUUCUUGGUUUCCUGUAAGAAAUGUUAUCAAUCUCUGUUGUAUACCACUGUGAUGCAAACAUGGCUUCCAUUGGGGCCAACACUUUGGAGUCCAGGAUCCACUGUCUAUCUCUGUUUGCUUUAAGACCAAUCUACCAUGAGCCAAUCUUUGUGUUGUUCUGUGUCUCUAUUGUAUUCUUUCCUUGAUUUGUUCUGUGCCUAGUAAUUUGCCACAGCUGCCACAACUUCAUUGGAAGAGAAACUGUCAAGUUCAAGAGGAAAAUGAAAAAGCAGUCUAACAUAACACAAAAUUUUUCUCAAAAGAAUCAGAAAGAAAAGGAAGGAUAUUGGCAUGUUUGGAGGGAAAAUGUCUUCAAAGAUCUUUCUUUACUGUUGCUCACUUUGCUUUUUUUUUUUUUUAUGACUCUCAGGCAGAGGCAAUUUUUACCCUAUGGACACUUAGUAAUAUGUAGGGCCAUUUUGAUUGUCACAACUGGGAAUAGGCCUUUGUAUCAAGUAAGAAGGAGCUUUGAAUACACAAACUAUCCCCCACCCCCAAAAUGAUUUGGCUCAAAAUGGCAAGGAUACUAGGACUGAGGAAGAUGAGUUUAUAUUAAGGGAUUUCUGAAGCUUCUCUUCUUAACCCUCCAUCAUUUAAGCAAACAAACAAAAAAGAUUAAUGCAAUUUGCUUUCUUGUGAGCAAAGCUCACUCAUCAGCUAUCAUAAAUUCUCGCACUAAUUAGGAUUUGAAGAGCACAGACCACACUUACAUGUUGAAACCAGCAGCUUUCACACACCUAGAGCACUGUGGCAACUUAAUGCCUGGUUAUAACACCGAGAGUCUGGGGCUUUGUCCAUGAACAUUGCUGCUUCUAGUCUGAUCAGUUUCUACUGGAAACAUCAUUUCUUUUCCUUUCAGACUAAUGACUAACCCUUUAAAGAAACAGUAUGACUCAUCUCCUUUGCUUUCACUAGAACUGUCAGAAGCUGUCAAACCUUUAUUAUUUUUUUCUUCUCAUAGCAAUAAUGUAAAUAUCCCAGAGUGGUAUUAUAAAAAGAGAAGAUUAAGAAUAUGAAUAGAGGAGUCAGCUCACUUCUAGAGCAAAGAAAUGAUUGCCUCUUGACCAAGUCAUGAUUACCUUAAUGACAUAUCCCAAGUAUUGUGACAAGAUCACCAAUAUAGUAAGCUACAAAGGAUAAGAUAAACCAUCUGGCUUGAUAUAUGGAAUCUUGAAUCCCACAUCCUCCUGCUUUUUUGCCCUACUCAGUGCUGUUUGAUCCUGAAGAGAUGAUGGCUUGAGAGAAGAUUAGAUUUCAAAAUGAUACCAACAGUUAUUUACCAAUGCAACCAACUUUUAUUUUCUUGUAUUUAGUUCAUCAACAGUUGCUCCCCUUUUCAAUUUGAUAAUAUCUUUAUCAACAACCAUAGCACUGGUGUUGCACAUAGAUUAGAAAGGCACCCACGGCUGGGUAAACUUGUGAGACAUGUAUUCUCAGCAUGUAUAUACAAUGCCUCUCCAAUAGGCUUCUCUUAAAAGGGUGCACGCUGUAGCAUGAACUCUGUGUAUAUUUAAUAUACCUUCCCAUGAUAUGCUGUAUGCUUCAUAUAUAUUAUAUAAAUAAAAUAAAAUGUACAAUAGAAAUACAUAUUUCUGUAUGCAAAUAAAUAUAUUAUACACAAAAUUGUAACAGACACUCUGGCAUAUAUGUUGUUUCAUAGGAAUAAGAGUAAAUUUUAUUGUGCUCCAUUUUAAAAGAAAAUCACAUUUUGCAUCAGAGGAAGAGAUUUAAGAACAGCAAAACUCCUGUUCACAUUAAUAUUCAACUGAUUUAUCAUCUUUGAGUGUCUGGCACUGAUUUUAGAGAUCUCUUAGAGGAAUAAAUUAAUAAAUCUUGCUGGUAUCAGCCC